UCCCAAGAUUCAACCACUUUUUUUCUCAAAAAACGUGACAUUUGGUCAAAUGAUAAAAGUGUUCUGUGCAGCAACUGGCAGAGAACCAUUAACUUUCCAAUGGCACAAAGAUGGAUUACCUAUUUAUAAUUCUCAACAAACUAAAAUUCAGAACCAUGAUGAUUUUAGUGUGCUUACCAUUAACUCAGCUGAUUAUAAUAGUCCUGGGAAUUAUACAUGUAUUGUCAAGAAUACUGACGGAAGUUCCAGUUACAGUUCUGAGCUAGCGAUUCAAGCUCCACCAAAAUGGACCAAAGAACCCCAGGAUGCAUCUGUUGGUCUGGAAGGUCGCAUUAGCUUAGAUUGCGAAGUCAGGGGGCAUCCGAGGCCGAAGAUAACUUGGUUCAAGAUAAACGGCGAGGAAAGUGAUCUACUAAAACUAACGGAUAGAUAUCAAUUAGCUGACAAUGGUUCUCUCAUCAUUGGUGAUGUGAAGCCAGAGGAUGCGGGGAAAUAUGAAUGCAAAGCAUCUAAUGAUAUCGGAAACGGACUGAGCAAAGUGGUGUCCUUAAGCGUCCACGUUCCAGCCCGAUUCGAGAACAAAUUUAAAGUGGAAACAGUUCGAUGGGGUGAAACAGCAAUUUUGCACUGCGAAGCCUUUGGCGAUAAUCCUAUCACAUUAACGUGGACCAAAAAUCAAAUUCCGAUAUCGGAAAAGGAAAGCACAAGAUAUGAAGUAUAUGACAGUACGUCAGAGCGAGGAACUACCUCAGAACUGCACGUACAAGUGACUGACCGUGAGGAUAAUGGGCUAUACGUCUGCAUCGCUAAGAACGCUUUUGGGAAAGAUGAACGGACUGUCAAACUAGUUGUACUCGAGGUUCCGGGUCCCCCAAGCGACGUCCGCGUGGAGCAGACCUGGAGUCAAAGUGCCACUGUUCGAUGGAACGUUCCAUACGGUGGAAAUAGUCCAAUAACGUCUUUCGUCGUACAGUACUGGAGAGAUGCAGGUGCCCCUCAUCGACUGGAAGAAGAAAAAGUUUCCGCUUCUCAGACUUUUACCAUGCUGAAAGAUCUACAACCAGGUACUUCAUAUGUAGUGCGAGUGCUGGCCGAAAAUGAUGUGGGACGGGGUAAUCCGUCUGAAUCUCAACAGUUCCUAACAAAAGAAGCGGAACCUUCUGCACCACCAACUGAUGUCACAGUCGAAGCCCGUGGAGCUGGAACUUUGCGAGUCAAAUGGAAGACCCCUCCGCGAGACCAGUGGAACGGUCAGUUGAAAGGCUACUACAUAGGCUAUCAAAUUGCAUCUAGUAGCGAACCAUAUUCCUUCAAAACCGUAGAAUUCAGCAAACAAGGCGAAGAGGAAUACCGUUUGACGAAUUUGCAAAGGGCAACAGAAUAUCGAGUCAUUGUGCAAGCUUUCAACAGUGCGGGAAGUGGACCUGCUUCUCAAGACGUCGUCGCCAAGACAUCAGACACGGAUCCGCCUUCUCCUCCUUUCCUGUGGGUUGAUUUCCAGUCUCGCUCUAGCAUCGGUCUCAAAUGGAAACAUAAAAUCCCACCGGCCACCAAGACAGAAGACGAUAAAGAGACUUCUACAGCAGCUCCAGCACCAGAUUACACUCUCUAUUACAAGGACGAAUACGGUCCUUGGAGCGAAAUCACAAUUCCAAGAUCUGCUGAGAAAGAAUACACCUUGAGCGGCCUGCGGGAAGGAACCAGAUACCAGCUAUAUAUGAGAGUGACCUCCGAGUCAGGAGAUAGUGACCCCAGUGAUAUUUUAACUGUCAGAACCGAAGGAGGAGCGCUGUCGGACAUGUCGUCUCAUCCCAUCGUGGAGAAAGGAGAAGACACGCCUAUUUAUCUGAGGCUUUCAGUCAUCGCUCCUCUGGGUUCCUCAGUGGGGAUCAUCUUCCUGGUGCUAAUUGGGGCCUGUUUCUACGUCAGAAGGGAGGAGAAACGCUACAAAGCAGCUGUGCCAGGUAUGCGUCUCCUGUGACAUCUCCAAUGUGCUGAAGAAA
Molecule: messenger RNA, 2003 nt
Organism: Stegodyphus dumicola
Lineage: Eukaryota; Metazoa; Arthropoda; Arachnida; Araneae; Eresidae
Product: cell adhesion molecule Dscam1-like
Molecular function (GO): protein binding
Source: RefSeq, a predicted model, not a curated record